Messenger RNA from Sphenostylis stenocarpa, 744 nucleotides. Lineage: Eukaryota; Viridiplantae; Streptophyta; Magnoliopsida; Fabales; Fabaceae. The record is from the annotation of a GenBank genome assembly.
AUGGGGAGGGGGAAGAUUGAGAUUAAGAAAAUUGAGAACUUGAACAGCAGACAGGUUACCUUUUCCAAGAGGAGAAAUGGGUUGCUGAAGAAGGCCAAAGAAUUGUCUGUUCUAUGUGAUGCUGAGGUUGCUGUCAUCAUAUUCUCUAGCACUGGCAAACUUUAUGAGUUUUCAAACACAAGCAUGGAGCAUACGCUUUCAAGGUACAGCAAAGGCACGGAACCAGAUUCUGCAGAGCAACCUAUUGAUGUGAUCCCAAAAGAUGUUAUGGUUAUGGAGCCUGAUACUAACCUUUUGAAGGAUGAAAUAACAAAGCUUCGAACGGCACACUUAAAGAUGAUGGGUAAGGAGCUUGAUGGAUUGAGCCUUAAAGAACUGCAACACCUAGAAAAUCAACUGAGUGAAGGGAUACUAGCUGUCAAAGACAAGAAGGAACAAGUACUUCUAGAACAGCUUAGGAGGUCUAGGAUACAGGAGCAAAAGGUUGUGCUGGAAAACGAAGUUCUGCGCAAACAGCUUGAGGAGAUACAAAAUAAAGCAAAGACACAGUUCCUUGAAUUCAGUUCUUUGGAUAGGACAUUUUCCAAGAACAGUCCAAAAUCUCUUUUCAAUUGUGCUUCAGAGGAAAAUGACCAUUCAGAUACUUCUUUGCAGUUAGGGUUGUCAACAGAUUAUGGUCGGCAGAGGAAAGGAUUGAAAAUAGAACCUUGCAACGACUCAGGGAGUCAAGUGGCUUCACAGUGA